AGGAAAUACUCACCGCCGUCAAAGUAGUUACGGCGAGAGACGGGGAGGGAGCAGAACGUGCGGAGCUGAGUCCAGGCGGUCCACAACAACAGAACGGAUCGAUUUCCACAUUCAGCCGUGCCGAACCCUCGUCCUCCGGCAGAGAUGGCCGCCAGCGCCGCAGCUCCGUCUCACCUGCCUCCGGUCAGGAACGUGGUGGUGUUCAGGAACGGAGACCCCUUCUACGGCGGGCGGCGCUUCGUGGUCAACCAGCGUCAGGUGGCCACCAUGGAGGCCUUCCUGAACGAGGUGACCCAGAGCAUCGGGGCCCCGCUGGCUGUGCGGACCCUGUACACGCCCAGGCGGGGCCACCGGGUCACCGACCUCCAGGACCUGAAGGCGGGAGCGCAGUACGUCGCCGCCGGCUUUGAGAGGUUCAAGAAACUGGAUUAUCUGCAUGCAGGAUUAAAAAGGCAGCCUGGGAAUCGUAACGACGCACAGGCAAAAGUCAUCCAGAGACCCAACGUUUCAGCCAAAUGGAGGAAGUUUAUUCCUGUUCCUUGCAUUAUACACGUAUUCCGUAAUGGAGAUCUUCUGUGUCCACCGUUCCGGUUCAUCAUUCCUCGGAGCAUGCAGCAGGACCUGGAUCAGGUCCUGAGUCUGAUCACCGAGAAGGUCAGCUUACGGACCGGAGCAGUGCGCAGACUUUGCUCCCUGGAUGGAGUCUCCGUCUCCUCGGCCGCGGAGCUGCAGACCGGCCGCUGCUAUGUUGCUGUGGGAACCGAGAGGUUCAAGAAACUUCCCUAUGUGGAGCUGCUGGUCUCAAAAGCUGCAGAGAGACAUUACCCUGAAAAGAGGAGAUUGUUAAGAAGAACUGAGAACAAGAAACCAGGGCAUGGUCCUGAGGACCGGUACAGCGACUCGGCUCUUCUCGAUUCUCCAGAGUCAGACGGUCGGAGGGUGAAGUCGACAGGUGAUGAAGCUGCAGCUCCUCGAGCCUCACAGCAGCCGAGCAGAGGAGGAAGAGGAGCAGAUGAGGGCUCCGCGUUCUUCGCCAGGCCCGUCAAAGUUCGCAAGAACAGAACGCAAACCAAACCGGCGCUCACCAACGGACCUGGUAAGCCAAGUGCAUUUAAAGGGGAAGAACAGACGAACAGAGAGGAGGUCCAGGGUGCAGAGGAGGUGCAGGAGGAUGAGAAUACGGCUACAGAGCUUCCUGUUGAUCAGAGAGUUGCAGAAACAGUCGAAGACGAAGACUUAAGCAACACAGAGCAUCCUGAGCAGAGCCCUCAGCAGACACAUGCAGAGAAGAGCGAGCAGCACAACAUCCAGCCCCAUCAACAGGAACCCAGUGGAAAGCCGGUAGAGAAUGUGAGAGCGUCUGAACAGAAACAGGAGUCAGCAGCUCAGAUCCUGGAGGCUGAGCGGAAGCCGACGUCUUUAAAGUCGAGUUCAUCGCCGGCCACCUCAGAGGGAAAGAUCAGGGAAGAGCAGGAGAGCCGGCAGGACGCCUCAUCGCUUCGACUUGGACAGAACCAGCCGGUCACACUAUAAUGGUGCCACCGAUGCUCGCUUCCACACUCCAGCUAAAUUAGUAGUAGCAUCUAAACUGUGAUAUUGAGACAUUUUUGUCUAUUUUUUAUUUUUUAAUCAAAAGAAAUUUUGAAACACAAUCCAAUGUGAUGUCUGUUGUAACAUGCAGGUGUUAUUUAAACUGUUGAUCCUGUUUAACGGGAGUAACUCUGAUGGUGACAGUGUGUAGAUGUUGAAAGCUGCAAUUUAUUUCACCUAGUUAGAUAAGGAAUCAUAUAUUAGAACGAUUUAGUCUUAUGCAGCUUAUUUUGAAAUUAGAACAGAAAAUAAUCCAUAAAGAGCUGUUUUGUCAAUGGUUCACUCCAUCGGUGUCCAUGCUGGUCCUCUUUCCUCCGUCUAAGCAUUUUUAGAUGAUUUGGCCGCGGGGCCAGAUUACCUAAUCGAUGGGGCCACAGAAUGGGAAAAAAAAGACUCACACUUCUGUACAAAAGAGCAAUUUAGAGUAACACAUUGACCCGGAGCAGCCGGAGAAAACCCACAAAUUCACAAGAACACGCAAACUGUGCAGCAAGAAAUAUGCGUAUUAACAUAUUUUUUAAAUAACUCCCAUUAUUAACUUCCCUCCUCACCAUACAAAACAAAUAUUGUUGAAUUCCAAGAAUUUUCCACCCUUAUAAUGCCAGUGUUAGGGAUUAAAGUCUUUUUUUGAUUUCCACAAAAAGUAGAUUUCUUCUGUUUUUUUUUUUUGUGUGUGUGUUUUGUUUGUUGUUUUUUGCAGUAGGUAUUGCCUUUUUUGAUCAAAGUCAAUAAAAAGUCAGAGAAACUUAAUUUGUUCUCCAUCCCAUUUAUGAGAAUAGGUAGAGUUGAAAUUAAUAAUAAUAAAACAAUAUUUCAAUUAUUAUUAUUAUUAGGGAAUAACAAAUUAUGAAAAAAAUUUAUUAAUUGAUAAGUGAAAUUACAGAGAUCAUUCAAACAAAGCCCUUUGAAUGGGAAUUAAUUGCAUAAAUAGAUACUGAAGGGAUAUAGAUUGCUCAAUUUUUGAAGAAAAAAAAAUUCAUCAUAAAAUAUGCAACCAGGCCAGAUUUAAUGUGAUUUAUAUGCACAGGGCCAGAGUAAUGCAAAAAUAAUUCUGGGAGACCCAGGAGGGUUCGGUAAUGCAGUGAUAAAUCUGGAUCUUCCUCCCGUCUCAGUUUGUCGGCUGUUUUUGGGACGCUUCCAAACUCUUCCUGCUGCCUCCAGGACACUGGGCCCCUUCGUCUGCAUCAGGUGUGGGUGCAGAGAGACUGGAUGUUUGAUUUCUCUUUAAAGCACAAAUUCUUAAUACUUAGAAUAUAACAGCUAACAAAUAUAGCAUUUCAUAAAUGUUACCCUCAUUGGUGUUGGUAUGUUUGCGAUGUAUUCUGUAGCCCAGCUUAUCUGUAGCCUUGCCAGCCAGACUUUGCUUUACAGCAAACUAACUUCAGCCGUGGCAAAAGUUCGUCUGGCUGGCCAGGCAAGCUUAUCUGCACAUCAUUAAGUUAUGAUCAUUAAAUGAACUAAAACAGUGACAAAGUCAUUGUGGCAGUGUCUUAAAUCCAUGAAAUGCUGUAAUAAAAAUAUAUAUUCUUUUGUA
Molecule: messenger RNA, 3124 nt
Organism: Fundulus heteroclitus (mummichog)
Lineage: Eukaryota; Metazoa; Chordata; Actinopteri; Cyprinodontiformes; Fundulidae
Gene: dcdc2b
Product: doublecortin domain containing 2B
Exons: 15
Coding region: 145-1533 (462 amino acids)
Biological process (GO): intracellular signal transduction
Cellular component (GO): microtubule; microtubule organizing center
Source: RefSeq, a predicted model, not a curated record